AUGAGCCGAACCGUCUCGAAGCACUCGGUCGGGACCACGACGUACGCGGUCGUCAGGCGGCAGCGGUGGCGCCACGCCGGCAGAGCGGGAAAAGGUGAAGGCCUCCAGCACCUCGAGUGGCCGAGGAUUUAUGUAUCUUUAUCGAGGAAGGAGAAGGAGGAUGAUUUUUUGGCGAUGAAGGGGACCAAAUUACCCCAGAGGCCGAAGAAAAGGGCCAAGAACAUCGAUAAAUCUCUUCAGUACGUUUUCCCAGGGAUGUGGCUCUCGGAUUUGACUAGGGGACGGUACGAAGUGAGGGAGAAGAAAUGUGUAAAGAAGAAAAGAAGAGGAUUAAAGGGCAUGGAGAGCAUGGACAGCGAUUCAGAAUGAUGGAAUGGGUUAUAAUCAUACACAUGUAUUUAUUAUGGUCGAGGUUUGAACGGGGGAGGGUGAAGCUUUUACAUUGAUAAUUUCUGUACCCUUUAAAUCUUGAGAGGAUCGCUUCCCAUUUAUGCUCUUCAAUUACUUCUUGUCUUUUCUUUUUCUUUUUUUUAAUUUAAUUUUUUGCUUGAGUUAAGAGUCGUGGAGUCGGCGAGUUGGGUUUAUUCUCCAAGUUUUUGAAGGGACGGAUGGAUAGAAGUAUAUCCUAUUCCUUCCCCUACGGGGGAGUUAAAGAAGCGGAGCUCUCAUAUUUAUUUA
Molecule: messenger RNA, 678 nt
Organism: Asparagus officinalis (garden asparagus)
Lineage: Eukaryota; Viridiplantae; Streptophyta; Magnoliopsida; Asparagales; Asparagaceae
Exons: 3
Coding region: 1-369 (122 amino acids)
Source: RefSeq, a predicted model, not a curated record